UACCUUUCUAGACAAACAACCUUCUGUUAUUCAUUAUAAUUAUCGUAAUUUUUAUUUUUGCCUAUGGCAUUACAUCAAGAUCCAUGAUAGCUUAUGGCUCCAUCGAUUUCAGCAGCCGACACUUUUUUCGUAGUGUGGUCUACCCAGUUUAUUAUUUUGUUUUAGGCAGCUUUGAUAGUGAACUUGAAAAGUUGAACGGUAUAAAUAUUCCUUGAAAAAAAUCGAGUAAUUCUUCAUCUCUAUGUUCGUUUAUUUCUUCCUUCAGGCAAACCCGAUGCUAGUACUAAUACAGCCACCCAUAUCCUAUUCGCUUUUCAUAUGCUUUUCGUCAAUAUACUACUGAUUAACUUAUUAAUUGCCUUGUUCAGGUAUGUAAACACGAGAAAGUUAACCUAAAAAACCCGUUUAUAUAAAACCUCGUUUAGUUUCACAAUAACUGACAUUCAAACACAAGCACGUUAUAUAUGGGCCUACGAUCGUUGUGAUAUCAUUCGUAAUUACCACGCUAGACCAGCUUUGUUUCCUCCGUUCACCUUUCUCAUCUCAAUUGUACGAUGUCUUCAAUGGUGUCUGCGAAUGUUUUACAGAAACUGUUCUGCUAACAAAGCCUCCCAUUACGAGCAAUCGAGAUGUUUCAGUAAGCAGUCUUAUAAGUUUUGACAUCCGUAAUCAAAUAAAUGAAUAUCUCAUUGAAGCUUUCAUAUGUUUAUCUAAUUAUAUAUUUUUCAGAAAUGAUUCCAAUUGAUGAUACUGUUGAUUAUGCAUGGUCAGAAUUCGAACGAUAUUCAACGAAUGAUUACAUUCGACAAUUACUCGAUACCCAAGCAACUACUCUUGCAAAUGCAAUGAACACAAACAUAACGUGA
This is a messenger RNA of Rotaria sp. Silwood1, 866 nucleotides long. The record is from the annotation of a GenBank genome assembly. NCBI's taxonomy places the organism in Eukaryota, Metazoa, Rotifera, Eurotatoria, Philodinida, Philodinidae.